Molecule: messenger RNA, 1503 nt
Organism: Psylliodes chrysocephalus
Lineage: Eukaryota; Metazoa; Arthropoda; Insecta; Coleoptera; Chrysomelidae
Source: the annotation of a GenBank genome assembly
AUCGUUUAACCAGAAGUUUAAGUUGACAUAUUAACGUCAAUUUUUGAAAACUAAUCAAUCGAAAGAGGAAAUAAUUUUGAAAUGUCGCUUACACCGGGUUUGGUAGUUUGUUAUAAUGAAAAUCGUUUGUAAUACUUUUGUUGGACAUCGUUUAUUACCCAAUACAUUAGCUCAUAAAGGAAGAAAACAUGUGAAAUCCACUUUAGCACUUUGUAAACAUCCAAAGUCUGGGGAGUAUUCCAUAAUUUUGUUCACAAAUAAAAAUCAAAAUGGAACAAAAUAUUCCAUAAAGAAUAAUAUUAAGCAGCUACUAACGAAAUUUGCUAACGAUGGAAAAUGUACAGUUCAAUUUAAAAUUCCAGAACAUGAUUUAUAUAUCAAUAGUGAUCCCAUUCCAUUAAAAGCCUUUAUUCAUCUUUUCAAACGAGUUAUAGAAAAUAAGGUUUCAGACAAAGAAUUAACUACUUCUAGUUUAUCUGUAACGGCUGUUAAGCCCAAAGAUAUGCCAGUGGUAAGUUUAACAAUAUCAAAAAGAUCAGAUUAUCCCAGUAAGGGGUUUCCAAAAACCUUGGAACAACUAUAUAUAAACAAAAUAGACAGAUGUACCAUAGAUAAGGGUAUAUUUAACUUAACGAGACUGAAAAUCUUGGAUUUAAGUUACAAUUUAAUAGAAAAAAUACCAUGUGAGUUAAAUACUUUACCAAAUCUUGGAGAGCUGUACCUAUCACAUAAUUUAAUUGGAAAAGGAAAAUCAUGGGAUUGGAUUGGUGGAAAUCUCACAAACACCCUACAUACAUUGGAUUUAAGUUACAAUGAAAUAGAGUUUAUUCCUAGAGAAAUAAUAAGAUUACCACAGCUCAGAUCAUUAAAUUUCAACUAUAAUCUUUUGCAAACUGUUACACCUGGAAUAGGGAAACUUCCAAAUUUGAGGGUGUUCUCUGCAUCAAAUAAUGGAUUGUAUACACUUCCUGGAAGUAUGAAGGGCAUGUGUCUGCUUUCACUAGAUGUUUCCCAAAAUAAUUUUCAUCAAUAUGAUAACAGACCUGCCCCAUCUGCAGGUGUGUUACAAGUGUGCACUUUAAAAGAAUAUGCAGCAAGAAAAGUUUUAGGAGCAAGAUUACCCUAUCCUCCAGGAUCACUUCCAAUAACUGUCAUUAGUUAUUUAGAUGGUGCAAAUUUUUGUGUUUGUGGUAAAGCUGUUUUUGACAUAUAUGUACAAAGUACCCAUAAUUUAAUGCUGAGUGCCAUUGCAGAGAGUGUUAGUACAUCUUCUGGAGAAAAAAUGUAUGUACCUGUAGAUACACUUUUCUGCUCCUUGAGGUGCUAUAGAAAUACUUUCCGUAAUAGAAAUCAGAGGAACCCUAUUGUCAGGUAGAACGCAGUAGAUUUUAAUUGAAAUUGAUUUGUAUGCAAACGAAAAGAUAUAAAAAAAUAUUGUCUUUGAUGUCUCUUAUGGUUGUUGUCAUUUUUACUACUCUAUGUUGUCCAUUAUUUAUUUUCUUG